Ruditapes philippinarum (Manila clam) is the source of this 1809-nucleotide messenger RNA. RefSeq names its product E3 ubiquitin-protein ligase TRIM45-like. Bases 1 to 1809 code for a protein of 602 amino acids. NCBI's taxonomy places the organism in Eukaryota, Metazoa, Mollusca, Bivalvia, Venerida, Veneridae. The transcript has a single exon. Gene Ontology annotation, molecular function: zinc ion binding. The record is from RefSeq and is a predicted model, not a curated record.
AUGGAGGUCCCUGGUAGAACACAGGACAGCUCACCCAAAGAUAGUGCAAGGAAGUCUUUGAGUAGACAAAGAACAAUAUUUUGUCAACCAUGUAGUAGUGAUGGCGAUACGAUGGUUGCCAUUGGAUACUGUCAAAAUUGUAACGAGUAUUUAUGUGCAGUGUGUCUAAAAGUCCACCGCAAGCAAGCUGUGUCAAGAAAUCAUAUUAUUCUGGAUGGUGACAAUAUGCCUAAAGUAACACUUCCGACUGUAACCCCAAACGCUUGUUCUGAUAUAUGUACCAAACACGAAAAUGAAAUAAUAAAAUAUUUUUGCAUGUCACAUGAUGCAGUGGGAUGUGGAGAUUGUAUGAUCAUUGAUCAUAAAUCCUGUAAAGUUGAUCGUAUACAAGAUAUAUCUACAGAAUAUUUCAAUGGCACUGAGCACCAAAAUAUCCUAAAGAAGGUAGAGCAGUUUGUAAAAGAUAUGGAUGAAAUAAAAAGGGAGCUACAAGCCAGUGAAGGAAACAUGAGACAAGCCUAUACACAAGCAAUUAAAGAUGUCAAAGCAUUCAAGAAAGAAAUCAUCGAUUAUCUUAACAAGGCAGAAAGUGAAAUGCUUGAAAUGAUAAACGAAAGGAAAAAGAAGAAUGAAAUGCUGAUACAGGAACUACAGCAAGCAGAAAGUAGUAUUGGUAGAAAUAUUAGAGAAAUACAGACGAAAUUACAGCUACAGGUAAACCAAGCGAAUGAUUUGUUUGUUGAGGCAAAACAAGUAAAAGCAAAACUUGACGUUAUUGACGAAAAUCUGAAUAGGUUGAAAAAAGACAUCAGCAUUGAUGUAUAUACGUUUCAACAUUCUUCUUCCAUGGAGCAAAUGGUCAAGGCUUGUGUACCGCUCGGUGACAUAGUUGAUGGAUCAAAGCAAAAGAUCGAAAACAGGGCAUCAAAACACGAUUGUCUUGUUUCUGGCAAAGAAGUAACAGAUCACACUGGUUUAGACAGGAAGAGUAUUUCUGAAAUGGAUGCUUAUUUUGAUUGUGAGAUUAACAUUAAAACACAAGAUGAUGCUUCAGAUUGCUUUAUUGGAAAGUGUGCACUGAUUUGCCCAAGUCAGAUUAUAGUCGCUGAUGAGAAAAAUAAAUGUGUGAAAUUAGUUGAUGUCAAUAACAAAGAAGUUUCGAAGUACAAUCUUAAGUAUAGUCCCACUGGUGUAGCAGUAGUAAAUCCCAAUCGGGUUGCUGUGACAUUUCCUGGUGAUAGGAAGAUACAAUUUCUCACAAUAACAGCAGGAAAUAAAAUCAUUGAAAGUGAUAUGAUCAAUGUCCAUACAAGUUGUAAGAAAAUUGCAAUCCAUGAAGAUAAGAUUAUUGGUAUAACCGACACGAGUGUUGAGAUUAUGAGCAUGAGCGGACAACUGAUAAAAUCUUUAUCUCAUCCAAAUAUGAAAUGGUUAAUUGAUAUUGCUGUCAUACCAAGCUCACAAAUCUUUUAUGUCAGUAAUUCACUUAAGUGUUUUGAUGUUUUCAAGUUCGAUUUUGAUGGCAAUCUGAUAGCAACAUACAAGGACAAGGAUCUGGUAGAUGUGAGAGGAUUAGAAGUAACAAGAGACGGUACAGUGCUUGUGUGUAACUGGACUAAAUAUGGCAGUAUCCAUAUGAUUACUCCUGACUGUAAAAAGAUCAAAGAACUCUUGAAGGAUGACAGACAUGUUAGAUAUCCAUGGUGUGUUACGUUCUGUAAUGAAACAAAUAAACUUUUUAUUGUAAACAAUGUGAGUAACCUUGACAAGAAGUUCAAAAACGUUUUGAAAGUUUUUCAAUUAAGGUAG